AUGGCUGCCCUGUUCAUGUUGUUUACCAUCCUUGACAUCCGACCCCCACCAGAGCCACCUGUUCCAACCCUCUAUCCAUCACCAUUUCCCACCCUUUCUCCACCACUGCCACCGCCACCACCACCGCCAACGUCUACGUUUUCUCCACUCCCACCUUUUCCCCAGUUGCCCCCUUUCACUCCAUCAACCACACGGUCACCACCAAGACCAGGUCAACAAGAACUCAUCAAAUGGUUGCGGUUCGUUGCUAUGUAUAUCUUGGCUCCAACAACCAUCAUCACAACGAUUGCUCUCAUUGCUAAAUAUAUCCGGCCUCAGCCGCCGCCAGUAAGCGUAUUCGAUAUACCGGAGCGUGUGAGCUUUGCAAUAAAUUGCACUGAUGAGAGUUUGCCUAUAGAAUGGUGUAAAUUGCGGCAGUUGAUGGGAUUGGAGGAGUGCGAUGCGAAAGCUGUAGUGUCUAGGGAUUGUUGUACCUGA
Messenger RNA from Quercus robur (English oak), 477 nucleotides. RefSeq names its product proline-rich receptor-like protein kinase PERK2. The record is from RefSeq and is a predicted model, not a curated record. The coding region runs from base 1 to 477 and encodes 158 amino acids. The transcript has a single exon. NCBI's taxonomy places the organism in Eukaryota, Viridiplantae, Streptophyta, Magnoliopsida, Fagales, Fagaceae.